AUGGCCAUGACCACUACAUUCACUAUUCAGGAGAAUGCGGAAGACCUGCAAUUUCUUGCCGGUAGCAAUUACAACCUCCAGGUCGCAAAAGCUGUAUCUUCUCCUGGUGGCAAGCCCACGUUCAACGUGGUUUACAAGUCGAAGAGCCUUGCACCAAACAUUUCUGUUUCGUGGUCUCCAACGUAUGGCCUCAACUGGUCCAGGAAGAGGGCAAAUCCUGGCGCCAAGGUGCUCUACGCCGGAAAUUGGCAAGCGUGUGACCUUGGUCAAUCCUAUGAUUUGACAAAAGUUGGUGAAUGGGUCAUCAACAAUAACGACACCAACAGGGACCCGAAUUCUGUAAAUGUGGGAAACAACGGCUACCCCGAAGCGGUGAAUAUCGUCGUGGGAAUUCUGAAUCCAGAGACGCAGAAAUGGGAAGCAAUCUUCGUCAGCGAAGACCAGUUGCCGCCACAGGGCUUCGGCGAAUAUCAGCCGAGAGAGGAAGUGGCACUGUGGUACCAGGAGGAGAUUCGAACGGAAACAAUGAUGUCGCAUCAAUCUACCAAGGUUGAAAAAUUCGACAUGACAGGCAAGGCUCUGCAGUAUUUCUGGUAUAGAGCUGUCUCGGGAGAGUGGGAGAACUCGCCCACCUCGUUCCCAUUUGAUGCAUAA
Metarhizium brunneum ARSEF 3297 is the source of this 654-nucleotide messenger RNA. RefSeq lists its product as uncharacterized. Lineage: Eukaryota; Fungi; Ascomycota; Sordariomycetes; Hypocreales; Clavicipitaceae. The record is from RefSeq and is a predicted model, not a curated record.